Anoplophora glabripennis (Asian longhorned beetle) is the source of this 1142-nucleotide messenger RNA. RefSeq names its product ras-related protein Rab-10 (gene Rab10). The record is from RefSeq and is a predicted model, not a curated record. Gene Ontology annotation, cellular component: recycling endosome; Golgi apparatus; insulin-responsive compartment. The coding region runs from base 1 to 609 and encodes 202 amino acids. Gene Ontology annotation, biological process: cellular response to insulin stimulus. Lineage: Eukaryota; Metazoa; Arthropoda; Insecta; Coleoptera; Cerambycidae. Gene Ontology annotation, molecular function: GTPase activity; GTP binding. The transcript is spliced from 4 exons.
AUGGCAAAAAAGACAUAUGAUCUGUUAUUUAAAUUGUUGUUAAUUGGUGAUUCAGGGGUAGGCAAAACUUGUAUUUUAUUCAGAUUUUCAGAUGAUGCGUUUACAACAACUUUUAUAUCAACUAUAGGUAUAGAUUUUAAAAUAAAGACUGUCGAAUUACGAGGUAAAAAAAUCAAACUACAGAUAUGGGACACCGCUGGACAAGAAAGAUUCCACACAAUUACAACUUCAUACUACAGAGGCGCAAUGGGAAUAAUGCUUGUAUAUGAUAUAACCAACGAGAAAAGUUUUGAAAAUAUAGUGAAAUGGUUACGAAACAUAGAUGAGCAUGCCAAUGAAGAUGUAGAAAAAAUGAUUUUAGGAAAUAAAUGUGAUAUGACUGACAAGAGAAUAGUUAGUAAAGAAAGGGGAGAAACGAUCGCUCGAGAACAUGGUAUAAGAUUUAUGGAAACCUCUGCUAAAGCCAAUAUAAAUAUCGAAAGAGCAUUUAAUGAACUCGCAGAAGCAAUUCUGGACAAAACCGCUGGAAGAGAGCCUGGAGAUCAUAUUGACAGGGUCAUGGUAGAUCGAAGGCAACAAUCCAGCACCUCAAAGUCAUGUUGUAAUUAGUCAAGUCAUAUUAUUUUAUGUUAAGGUAUAUGCAUGUGAACUGAUUUCUGUUAAGUAAAAUGCUCAUAACUUAAUGUUAUAUUUUAAUGCGAACAAAUAAGUUUUUGUUAAAUUGUACCAAAUUUCUUUGUCAUUUAAGCUAUCACAUAAAUUCAUAUUUAUAAGAAUAACAUAGUUUUUCUAAAGAAAUUGAGGCUUUCUAAUUUUUUUUUCUGUAAUUUGUUAUUGUUUUUUUUUUCUUGUAAUUGUUGACUAAUCCAUAUAUAAAUAUUUAUGUAAAAGCUUUAAAUGCUAACUUUUUUGUUUUAAGAGAACUUCAGCCCUAGUGAAUUCAUCUGCCCUAGUUAUAAAUUAUUUUUCAAUUAGAAAUCAGGUAUAAAAUGUUGUGUAAAAUUUAUUAUAAAAAAUAUCUCAUUUAGUAGCUUUAUUUGUUUAUUUUUUUAAUAGGAAUUUAAUUGCACAAUUUGUAGAGUAUGCUUUAUUAAUUUCGAUUUGUGUAACUACGGUUGUUAUUAAAAUUUUUAAUAUAUCUA